Messenger RNA from Lindgomyces ingoldianus, 570 nucleotides. RefSeq lists its product as uncharacterized. The transcript is spliced from 4 exons. The coding region runs from base 1 to 570 and encodes 189 amino acids. The record is from RefSeq and is a predicted model, not a curated record. NCBI's taxonomy places the organism in Eukaryota, Fungi, Ascomycota, Dothideomycetes, Pleosporales, Lindgomycetaceae.
AUGUCUAGUGCCGCGAGAGUGACCAAAGGAAAUGUGUUCUUGCGAAGUCCAGGAAACCGAAUGAAGCUGCACAUAUCUACCCACUCUCCAUGCGAUACGAUGAUAGCACUAUUAAACAGUAAUGACAGUCUUUUUGGGACACCUUAUGAAAGUUUUGGUCUAAGGAGCGUGUGGAUGCCUGGCACAACGCGAUAUUCCCUCUUGGUGCAAAGAGCAUAUUCCACGCUUAAGCCGAUCAGAAUGUCAGACGACAAGAAAUGUGUGGAUAUACUAGCUGUCUUUAUGCCCCCACGUUCCAGGAGUCAAUGUCCUGCAAGCCCCUUCAUUAUCAGCCAUAGAUCAAGGACCAAACUUAGCGAAGCUAUUCAAUAUAAGACCAACCUGGUAAUCUAUUCUAGGUACGAAAUUUCUCACAAAACCGAUGAUCCAGCAUCACGGCCGCUUCCUAACUUCAGGCUAUUGGAGAUACAAUGGAUUUUACACCGCGACGACUUUCGCGACGAUGACGAUAAUAGCGAUGAUAUUGCAGAAGCACUACGGAAUCGGGAAAUGGCCAACUACAUACUUUGA